UUCUCGGACAGAUAUACGAAAACGUUUGUCGAAAAAGCAAAAGAUGUUUCAAACACUCGGGCCGGAUUGUAUACACAAAGUUUCUAAGAGAGUUCGCAUACUUUCGUGACUUGCUGUAUUUGGUCAGCCGUGACAAUAUUCUACCCUCUUUCGACAUUGAUUUACAUGGACCGCGACCCUGACAAGAAUAAGCUUUAUUAGCAGAAACGCCACGGGGUUGUUCUCCUCCCGCACCCUGUUCCACGUCGACAACCCUCUUGCACAGGCGCGUGUACAUCGCAUGACGUAGUCAGGAAAAGUAUUGCCAAGGGUAGCAUCGUGCACGAAAUGCGGGUUAGUAGGGCACGAGCGUCGACGUCGUGCCAGUACCACCCGUUCGGUUUCUCGCAUUCCUUUUCAUUCGUCGGUCUUUUAUACAAGGUGGCUCCAAUGAAUUAGAUCUAUAAAACGAUUGAAAAAAGUGGAAUCUUAAUAUUUUGGUGCAAAUACUCAUGGGAUGCGAAGUUGGUGGAGGAGAUGGCUAUGAUCAAAUGCUGCCUCGAGACAGAGGUGCCUGACGUUUUCGAGAUUCUCGCACGAAAGUGCACUGACCCAGGCUGUUGUUGCUGGUGCUGUUCAGCUUUACGCCCACGAUAUAAAAGACUUGUUGACAAUAUCUUUCCAGUAAAUCCUCAGGAUGGCUUAGUAAAAAAUAACAUGGAGAAACUGACCUUUUAUUCAUUAAGUAGCCCUGAAAAACUAGACAGGAUUGGAGAAUAUUUGUUUCAAAGGGCUUCCAGGGACAUUUACAGGAGAAGAAAUGGAUUUGUUGUCAUUGCUAUGGAAGCAAUGGAUCAGCUUUUAGUAGCAUGCCAUGCUCAGACUUUAAAUUUAUUUGUUGAAAGCUUCUUAAAGAUGAUACAGAAAUUGUUAGAAUCUACUGAUCCACAAUUACAAAUACUGGCAACCCAAUCUUUUGUCCGGUUUGCAAACAUCGAGCAGGAUACGCCGUCUUAUCACACACGUUACGAUUUCUUUGUAUCAAAAUACUCUGCAAUGUGCCACUCCAACCACAAUGACCAUGCAAUCCGCAAACAGAUACGGCUUGCUGGAAUUCAGGGAUUGCAGGGUGUUGUAAGGAAAACACUUUCUGAUGAUCUAGUAGAAAAUAUUUGGGAACCUGUACACAUGGAUAAAAUUGUUCCUUCGUUGUUAUACAAUAUGCAAAACUCAAGAUAUUCUAAUAAAGAAGAUGCAACACCAGAUAGCCCAACUGAGGAACGAUCAGACCCACCACAAUUUGCAGAAACUUGUAUGCGAGAACUUGUUGGCCGAGCAUCAUUUGGUCAUAUAAGAUGUGUUAUUCGACCCGUUCUAAGACAUUUAGAUAACCAUCAGUUAUGGGUUCCUAAUUACUUUGCUAUUCAUACAUUUAGGAUAAUUAUGUUCUCCAUUCAGUCACAAUACUCUUAUACAGUUGUGGAAGCAUUAAUGAUUCAUCUUGAUGAUCAUUCAAAAUCAUCCCCCAAGAUCAGAACAAGUAUUGCAGAUACUUUGUCCAAAAUUAUUUCCAUUGCAGCUGGUGAAAGUGUUGGUCCCUCUGUGUUGGAGAUAAUAAAUUCUCUGCUAUCUCAUCUUAGAGUUAGUGUAACAAGAAAUCAAUCUUCAAGUAAUGAUGAACAAUUAUAUCAAGAGGCUCUUAUUAAUGCUCUUGGAGAGUUUGCAAAUCAUCUUCCAGAUUAUCAGAAAAUAGAAAUUAUGAUGUUCAUAAUGAGCAAAGUUCCAUAUAGUCAACCAGAUCGUAUAGUUUCAGUCGGUAAAGGAGAUGUACUACUCCAAAGUAUUCUUUUAAAAUCUCUUCUAAAAGUUGGCACAAAAUACCAAACUAUACAUUUGAAUACAACUUUUCCACCAAGCUUUUUGGAACCAUUGUUAAGAAUGUCACUUGCAGCAGAUGCUGAAAUGCGGCUUUUAGUACAAAAAAUCUUUCAUACUUUAAUCGAUAGGCAUCAAAAUAUUACGAAACUUGCGAAACCUACAGUAAAUGUUGCACAACUUGAUCUUACAAUCGAAAAAGGAUCCAGACCAGAUGUGAUAUUUAUUCGUAAACAUGGCCCUGAAAUUUAUUUAGCAUUAUAUGAAUCGUUGGAAUUGGCAAGUAACAUGGUGGAAAACGUAGAAUCUAUAUAUACAACAUUGGCAUUACUUGCCGUGGAAUUGGCCUCAGAAGAAACUGUGUUGGAGUUACUAAGAUUAGUGCUGAGUCUUCAGGAUUUAGCUUUAACAAGUGGCCAAAUCAGUAUUUCACUCAAAUUUAAUUUGCACUCUAUUGUCAUCAGUUUGCUUGUACUAAUAUCUUACGUUUGUAAUAUUACUUCACUCAUGGAUUACGCAAAUAAAAUUGUAGAAAUACGACGAAAGGAAGCACCUCAUCUUUUGCCUGAUUUGCAAUCUCAGUAUGAUAGUAGUUUAUCUUCUAGAUUAGCACCCGCUCUAUUAGUUGAUCAAACUGUUUUAAGCGAAUGUUUAAAAGGAGCUGGUCUUGACAGUGGAAAAUUGCAACAGGGAUCUGGUUACAGUAGUAUCUCACUACAACAUCGGCACUCGUGGGUCGAUAGUGCUGGACGAAAUUCGUUAGCCGAUAUUAAUUCUGGUGCUACUGAAUUAGAUAGUGGAGGCUCAUCUCCUGGUGUUCAAAAAAAAUUACCAGGAGAAGAGUUAACUUUUGAGAGUAUGAAACGAAUUCUAACAGAAAAUAAUAAUAAUCAUGUCAUAGAGGAAGAAAAACGAAUGCAAUUAUCGCACUUCUUUAGAAACGCACCAUUCCAAGAUUUGGUAUCAAAGACGCAACCAAAGCAUGAUGUUUUACAAAGUAAACUGUCAGAAAUAUUUAAUACAUUAUCCGUUGAUCCACGAAAUGCAGCUCAACCAGGUGGACCACCAACAGAUACCAAACCAAGUCAAGCUCCAGCUUAUGAAAUACAUUUCCCAGAAUUAUUCGUUUAUUAAAAUGACAAGUUUUUUCUUGCUAUGACAUUUUUAUUAAGUUGAACAUUACAAUUGCCAUAUGUCAAUUAUAAUCAACUUAAUUUAUUUGUACAUUUUACGUUAAAAAAAUGUAGAACAAUUUGUACAUAUAACGCAUUUUGAUACCGUUUAAUGUGUGCAAUUAUAUUUGCUUAAUAUUAAUUACAUUUAUGUAUAUAUAUUUCUUCUUAAUAUUUAUAAAUAAUUAAUACUUAUUAUUGUUAUUUAUUUAUAAUUAUAAUAAGUAUUAUUUCAAAUUUGUUAAAUUUAUUGCUCGUUAUGUUUGAAAAAAUAUUUGAAAUAAUUUGAAAUUAUUGUUUCAUAAUUGUUUAUAUUACGUAAAUUAAUGUUGCGCGAUUGAUAACACAUUCCUUCUUGUACAACCCGUAAAAAAAAGUAGUGACACAUUUAUGUACUAAUACCCUAUUAUUGGUAAAUUAUGUAAUAUAAAGUCAGUGCUGUUUUAUUGA
Bombus terrestris (buff-tailed bumblebee) is the source of this 3476-nucleotide messenger RNA. RefSeq names its product protein EFR3 homolog cmp44E (gene stmA). The transcript has 16 exons. The record is from RefSeq and is a predicted model, not a curated record. The coding region runs from base 517 to 2988 and encodes 823 amino acids. NCBI's taxonomy places the organism in Eukaryota, Metazoa, Arthropoda, Insecta, Hymenoptera, Apidae. Gene Ontology annotation, biological process: protein localization to plasma membrane. Gene Ontology annotation, cellular component: plasma membrane.